This is a messenger RNA of Odobenus rosmarus divergens (Pacific walrus), 1620 nucleotides long. RefSeq lists its product as uncharacterized. Lineage: Eukaryota; Metazoa; Chordata; Mammalia; Carnivora; Odobenidae. Bases 1 to 1620 code for a protein of 539 amino acids. The record is from RefSeq and is a predicted model, not a curated record. The transcript is spliced from 2 exons.
AUGGCAGGAGUCAUGGACACAGAGGAGGCCAUUACAAUAGCCAUGAAAUGGAUCACAGAGAAGGCCACUAAGGAAGCUACGAAGUGGGCCACAGAAGACCCAAGGAAGCCACAGCAGGACAAGACAAGAGAAAAAUAUACUGGUGAUGACCUGAGGAACACUGAAGGCCUAGGCCCCACUGAUGACUACACUACUGAACCCCUGGUGACCUCUGAGGACUACACCUCGGCCGAUCUGGGGACCACCGAGGACUACACCUCUGCCGAUCCAGGGACCACCGAGGACUAUACCACUGCAGACCUGGGGACCACCGAGGACUAUACCACUGCAGACCUGGGGACCACCGAGGACUAUACCACUGCAGAUCCGGGGACCACUGAGGACUAUAUCGCUGCAGGCCUGGGGACCACCGAGGACUAUACCGGGGCAGACCUGGGGACCACCGAGGACUACACCUCUGCCGAUCCAGGGACCACCGAGGACUAUACCACUGCAGGCCUGGGGACCACCGAGGACUAUACCGGGGCAGACCUGGGGACCACCGAGGACUAUACCGCUGCAGACCCGGGGACCACCGAGGACUACACCUCUACCAAUCCGGGGACCACCGAGGACUAUACCACUGCAGACCUGGGGACCACCGAGGACUACACCUCUUCUGAUCCAGGGACCACCGAGGACUAUACCACUGUAGACCCGGGGACUACCGAGGACUAUACCACUGUAAAGAUGGGGACCACCGAGGACUAUACCACUAUAGACGUGGGGACCACCGAGGACUCUUUUACUACAGACCCGGGGACCACCGAGGACUAUACCACUGUAGAUGUGGGGACCACCGAGGACUAUACCACUGCAGACCUGGGGACCACCGAGGACUACACCUCUGCCCAUCCAAGGACCACCGAGGACUACACCUCUGCCCAUCCAAGGACCACCGAGGACUAUACCACUACAGACCUGGGGACCACCGAGGACUAUACCACUGCAGAUCCAGGGACCACCGAGGACUACACCUCUGCCGAUCCAGGGACCACAGAGGACUAUACCGCUGCAGACCUGGGGACCACCGAGGACUACACCGCUGCAUACCUGGGGACCACCGAGGACUACACCGCUGCAGACCUGGGGACCACCGAGGACUAUACCGCUGCAGACCUGGGGACCACCGAGGACUACACCGCUGCAGACCUGGGGACCACCGAGGACUAUACCGCUGCAGACCUGGGGACCACCGAGGACUACACCGCUGCAGACCUGGGGACCACCGAGGACUAUACCACUGCAGAUCCGGGGACCACAGAGGACUAUACCACUACAGACCCGGGGACCACCGAGGACUAUACCACUGUAGAUGUGGGGACCACCGAGGACUAUACCACUGCAGACCCAGGGACCACUGAGGACUCUUUUACUGCAGACCCAGGGACCACCAAGCAUUACACCACUAAACAUCCAGACACUCGCCCUGAGGGAACAGAUCCAGUUACCUCAGUGAAACCCACUGGGCUGCGGACACCUAUCAGAAUCAUCUUCAUUUCCCUGGCUGCCACCACAGUGGCAAUUGCACUCUUUGUUGGACUUGGCUUCUUUGUGGUGAGUAUUGGCCCAGGAAUGUGA